Messenger RNA from Paramuricea clavata, 9988 nucleotides. The record is from the annotation of a GenBank genome assembly. Lineage: Eukaryota; Metazoa; Cnidaria; Anthozoa; Malacalcyonacea; Plexauridae.
AUGUCAGGAGAUGUGCAUUUCUUCGAAGGCUCUGAAAAACUUAUGGAGAUUUGGUGGGAUUCGCCAUCCAAGCUGACAGGACCAGCUAUGAACGACGCCGAUUUGAGACGUAUACCUCGGUAGGUUUAACCGCAAAUGUUUCACUUUCCAAGACUAUUUAGGAGAAUUUAAAUGGUUUAAUAUUAAAUUUGAAUGUCUGUGUGCUUUUGGAAGGGCAAAAUGGUUAAAUAUUGGUCGUUUGUUUUGAUGGAUUUUUCGCAUUUUUUGUCUGUUUGCAUUGACCACAACAUUGUGCAAUAGUUAAUUAUUAAUAAUGUAGUAUGGCACACAAGGCAAUAUUUUAACACGAAAUUAUGGCGCUGUUCAUUAUAAAAAUUUCAGGUCACUUUCAAAGCGUGAUCCAAGUUUUUUUUGUGAAUAUAAUUUUUCAAUAAUGUUUCUAAAUUUGGAACUUCCACGCCCAAUAUUCCAAAUUAGAAACGUAACUGGCCCACAUGCGGACAUUUUUCUUUACAGGCGUAAAAAUCACACAUCUUGUAGCAAGUCUGCCAACAAGCCGUGAACAAGUUGUGUUCGCACUGCUUGUCCCAAGUUGUCAACAAGUUUGGAACAAGCUGUUAUAAACAAUUUGUAACAAUCUUGUUGAUAUUAUAAGACUUGUUGCAAAGUUGUUCCAAUAAGUCCGGUACAGUUAUGAUAUAACAAUAUUGUUGCAACCUUGUUCAGUCAACGUUGUAACAUUCUUGUUAUAUCACGACUGUAUCAGACUUGUCAGAACAACCUUGUAGCAAGUCUGAUAAUGCCAUCAAUCUUGUUACAAGUUGUUAAGCCCUGAUAAGCCCUGGUUUAAUGUGAGCCCCCCUGAUAAGCCCUGGUUUAAUGUGAGCCCCCCUGAUAAGCCCUGGCUUUUGGGGCAAAUAUCUUAAUAAAGCUUAUAUAAAAAGUGAGCCCCCCUGAUAAGCCCUGGCUUUUGGGGCAAAUAUCUUAAUAAAGCUUAUAUAAAAAAACCCCAUAAAUUACGUUAAAUUUUAUAUAGAGAGAAAAUGGAGAAAAUUUUGGAUAUAGCAGGUUGUAAAAUCAUCAGUGAGAUAAAAAAUGAACACAUGACGGCUUAUUUAUUGAGGUACAUACUAUAUUAAAGUGCUUAUAUGACACAAACAUUCUAAGACAUUGAGAUAUUAGAUAACCAGUGAUAGCGCAACAGAAAAUAUAAAAUACCCAAUAACAUGGGAAAAACCUGAUUGGCUGAGUUCAAAGGAGAACAAAGUUCUGGCCUUGAAUAACAAGUCGCAUCACACACAGGAAUUGCCGUUAUUUUCAACCUCCCUUGCUGAUUUCAUUUGUUCAAUAGGAUAUCAUAUUACGCUGCAGUAUAUCAGAAACAUUUUUGCAUCGAAAAUUUAGUAGUUUGAAGCAUUGAGAGCAUUAAAAUUUACAAUGAACAUCAAGUGUCCAGAAAAUAUUGUUUCUAUUUUAAAAAUCAAAGUCCAACGUUUGUUCAUAUUUAAGUCCAGCCAAUCAGAAUCCAUUACGUUCAGUCAUGACCAAUCAGAAUCGACUACCCAGAUCUGGGUAGCACAGCUGGGGGUUGACAAGCAAUGUCACAAGUUUUCACAGACUGUAUUACAGCAUAAUACAGUCAGUACACAGCCUCACUAUGUCAUGCUAUUUUAUUGCUAGUGAAAGUAGUAUGUACAUAUCACGGGAUCGAAUUAUCCUCAAGACAUGUGGCACGACCCCCCUGCUCCGAGCAGCAAUACAACUUACGAAGGUCGUUGAGGAGGAAUGUGGCUUGACUGAAGUGAAGGUAAACUCAAUCACUGUUUGUCACUAAUAUCUGAUAAGGAUAAGCCAAUCCCACAUAGGCCUUUAACUCAUUGGCUGGCUUUGCCAAGUUCGCUCAAUUUUGGGCUGAGCAUAGGCUAGCAUUCGGUAAGUAUGAUAUUAAAUGCAAAUUGAAAGCAAGGUGUUUUCUUACAAUAUUUUCGCAAAUAUCGACGAAAAUGUGCAUUUUAGGAAGCCGUUUGACGGUAAUAAUUACCAGGUAAAUAUGGUGCUUACAGUCGCAAUUUUUCGUCAGCUGAUUGCUCUCAAAGGUCUUUGACAAGCUUUGAAAGUAGACAGAAAAAAUCUUUGAAAGUCUUUGAAUAUUUUUGGUCUUGGAGACUAUGAACCCUGCCAUGGAAAACCUGUGCACACUUCGACUCCUUGCAGGCGAGGCUAGAUCCACCUCUGGUGAUGUACUGAAAAAAAUUUAAGUUUUAGACCCUAAUGAAUUUUUUUCUUACAUUUUAUAGGAUAUGUUUUAUUCUCGAAAAGGUUUCAUACAACCACAUCUACAACAAGCACCCCACCAAACGUUUCAGCAAGAGGUUAGUUUUCAUCAGGUUUUGAAGACUUGCACUGAAUAAUACUGUCCUAAUUUUUAUGCAUUUUAUAUAGGUUGAUGUCUUAGAUGACUUUUUUCCAGGUACAGAAUCAUGUUAGAAAAUAUGUUUAUAAUUUUUAAGUCUUUUAGAUGGGAGGGCUCUUAUUUCUUUACCUAAAUAAAAAUUUGGAAUGAAAAAGUCAGUUGUAUAUUUUUACUGUAGGUGGUGGUGCGUACACACUGGGCAGAUUAAAUAGUGACCAUUGCUGGCAUUUGUUCACUACUGACAACUCUACUGAUGGAUUGAAAAUACCUGAUCAGACCCUUGAAGUAUCCUCAUGAAAAUACAGUAUUAGUUAUUACAUAUAUGGUGUUUAGCCUUUCUCACACCCGCCAAUUUUAGGGUGCUGCCUUUCCCAAGUCUGAGAGUGUAUGCACCGCGAAAUGCAACAUUUUUAACUAUAGUUACAUGUAUAAUAAUUAUGGUAAAUUUACAGUUACAACUUUAAAAAAGUCCUUUGUAAUCUGCUUUGGCACUCUGCAAUUGCCAAAGCACUGAGCCAUUAUUGAGAAUGUUCUGACUUGAAUCAUACAUGAUUAUUACUAUUAUUGAAAAGGAUAUAUUGAAUUCCAGCUAAGUACUAGUUAAAACAUAUGAGCAGCCGAUCUUUAUCUGAUAUUUUUAAUAAAGAACAAUAAAGAACAGAUUUUUUAAAGUUAUUUAGUUUUGUCCGAGCAUGUUUUCCUCCAGGAAAAAUUGCAGUUUGGAUAAACUUUCUUAACAUGUUAUUCAGAUUUUAAUGAAUGAUCUUGACCCCAGUAUUUUGAAACAAUAUUAUAAAGGUUACUAUCAAGAUGCCAAGGAACUCACUAAAGUAAGUCUAAAAUUAGUACUCUUCUUCACAGAGGGUGGGGAAAAUAUUCUAUUUUUUGGAACAUCAUCAUAUUUCCUGCAGCAUGAAAACAUAUUCUUUAACUUCUCAACAUGACUGAAUAUGUUAUGUACAACUCUUUAAUUUCUGUGUUGGUGUAAUGUACUCAGGUGUAUAAGAUGUUUGUGAUGUUACUCUGAGUGUAUAUCCACACCGGACAAGCUUGAAAAAUAUGCCUGGCCACGGUGGAAUAGUUAGGGUUAGUUCUUUGUAGUUUUGUAUGAGGAAUUAUAACAAUAUACAGUGAGUUCUGCAUGGUUUGUGUAAACACCACAUACAGUAUAUUUAUUUUUGCAAAGCUUUUGAUCUGUAAAUCCAGAUGUUCAUCAUAUAUUAUUAGCACUGAUGAAGAUCCGUACUUAAGAAUUGAAAGCUUUGCUUUAAUAAAAUUUAAUAUACAUCGUGUUUCCACAAACCAGUACUUAUAUUAGGCACAUUGUUCAGCCACUUUAACAAGGGCCAAAAACCUGCCGUAUACUUUCCAUUUAUCUCUUCCCUUAACUUACAGUAAACCUGUAAGUUGUACUUUGUUUGCUGUGCUUGACUUUUUGCGCAAUAAACAAUCAUACACUGCAUAACGCACAUGCCAGUUUAUUAAUUUUUUCAAUCAAAACCAUAGUGAUUAAUAUCACAAAUUAUUCACAAAAUUAAUUCAGAUAUAUCCGUUUCCCAUGCAUUACAUUCAUUUGUCAAAAUUUUUGGGAAAAUCAAAACACUUAAUCCACUAUAUAUUCUUGUUCAAAAUGGUUCCAGAGUGUUGGUAUAAACGAUCUAAUUCCUGGCACAACAAUUGAUGACUACAUAUUUGAACCUUGUGGUUAUUCUGCUAAUGGCAUUUUGAAGGUAUAGAUUGUGUUUAUUUUUGCGGUCCUUGCUAAAAACUACCCUUCUACCUUAGCUAUGCUCUAUGAUGGACGUAAAAUUGUGCACCCCCCCUCCAGUAUUUCUCAACAGAUUUAAACAUCUUUUAAAGGUGGUCCUAAAGGGAAGUGGGGGCCUCAUCCCCCCGCCCCCUCCCUGGCUACCCCUCUGUCCUACAGAACUGGCCAGAACCUUUACACCUUCUUCUAUUAAGUUACUUCAUUUUAUUCUUCCUGACAAUCAAUGAUGAAUUAUGAAUCGCUACAUUGAACAAAAUUGUAUUGAAAAGAUACAUUCUUUCUGAGAUAGUCAGGGGUAGUUUGAAUAACAUCUCAAACGUGAGGGUCGAUUAACAGGGACAGACUGACAGCUUCAAUCGGGGGCGCCCAUUCAGCAAGUUGCUGGGGGAGGGGGUUUGGACGAUCUGGGACCGACUUUCUUGUAUUCUACAACCAGUGGCAGUGGAACAGGUUUUAUUUUUGGGAAGCAUAAUUAGUAAUUAGUUCCAGGUAAGUUGGGAACAGGGGUGGAAAAAUAGGCGAGCACGGCAGCACUGCGCGCAUGAAAUGUUAAACAGCUGCAGGAAAUUCAUUUGAAUGAAGAUUUGCUAUAAUUGAAAAUUUGAAGGAAACCUUAACACCCAUGUCCCACUAUGGGCGCAACAAUAUUGUAUGGUUGACAGACACUAUUCCUUGAAUUUAAAACCAUGGUCAGCUAGAACACCAUAUGUUUAUGCACAUGCAGAUUUAGCACAAAAAUACUCUGUUGGUCUGCAGGUAAUUUUUGUCUCCAGGUUGUUCUCCCAGGAAGAAAACAUUUUUUUUCCUGCCCUGGUUGGGAACCAUAGUUAAGAUAUAUUUUCAGCCAAGUGCAAACAUGCACGAUACGCAAAACAUGAUUGAACUGUAACAGAGUAGCAUAAUCAUCAAUGAUUCCUCCCUCCGUUAGCGAGGAUCUUAUAGCCUUGUCUUAACUAAAUUCAUUUUCGUGAACGAUCUUUCACACAAGCAUUGUGUGUCAUUCAAUUUCCUUACGCCCCUUUUUUAGACAGUCCAGACAGCAAUCGCCAUUGUAGUAUUAUCAAGGGGUCGACCAUUAGAAAAGUGAUGGGGGGGGGGGCGACUUUUUUAACUUGUACGAGUUUUUUUGCUUCGGUCGAUAAUUUUUUAAAAAUAUAAUCCCUUGCACGAAUUUUUCUGGGUGUGCAAAUUUUCUUUCUUUCUGUUUCCCCUGCGCGAUUUUUUGCUCCCCCCCCCCAUCACUUUUUUAAUGGUCCGCCCCUAAAUGUUUUUUUUUUCACUCAUGUGUUACAGUGUACAUAUUUUUCUUACAUUAGGAUUCAUAUUUUACCAUUCACGUAACGCCACAAGAGGAAUUUUCUUAUGCAAGUUUUGAGACAAAUGUCAAGUUUGUAAGUGAGAGUCUAUAGAUAGUCUUUUAGUCUAUAGCUAAAAAAGCCCGUGUUACCGCAGCAAGCUAAAACGAACGCGGCUUCAUUAUUUAUGUACAGCCAUGGAAGUUCGUAAAUUAGAGUGUUGCAACUUACAACGGACAGAAUUUUCUCCCUAUUUAGGGCGCGGUCCAGCCUAGUCCCAGGCUCUCUCUCUUUAUUCGCUGCUUCGAUAUAUUUAAAUAAGUCUUAAAAGUUUUAUGCCUGGGUGUGCUGUGCGGAACGCAUCAGCGAGAGAGCCUAGCAGAUUUCGGUAAAAUGGUCCCUGAUUUCAAAAAAGUGGUCCCUGGCCUGGUUACCAAGCAUACCUCAUUUGUAAAUGGAAAUGUUAUGGAAAUUUCCUUUGCAUUUAUAAUUAAGUCAUUAGUUUUGCUCUAAUGCUGUCGGAACAAUGAAGUAGGCUACGUUUCGCUGCCAUACGGUCAGAAUGGAAUAACAGGCUAAAUAUGACUCGUGUUUACUAAAAUAUAUAGCCUUAUUUUUCACCCUGCUCGGUUUCCUUUGUUCUUAUCGGGGAAUAUCUUCAAUAUUCCACUCUAUUCAAUUUCCGUUUUUCACCCUGCUCGGUUUCCUUUGUUCUUAUCGGGGAAUAUCUUCAAUAUUCCACUCUAUUCAAUUUCCGUUUAAUAAUCCCCUCUAAUAUUCACCUGCAAUUAAUAAUCCCCUCUAAUAUUCACCUGCAAUGGUCUUUGCAGCACAAAAAAUGAGAAAAAACAACAUCGAAUAAUCCCCUCUAAUAUUCACCUGCAAUGUCUUUGCAGCACAAAAAAUGAGAAAAAACAACAUCGCAAAAGCAAUACGGCAUUGAGAAUUAUUUCUUUUCUGACUCAUUAACGCGACCUCGCAGUGUGAAAAAUAAGUACGUUAUUUUGAGGCACCUCGGGGAUAUGUGUUUAUUCACCUCGGCGCUGCGCGCCUCGGUGAAUAAAUCACAUAUCCCCUCGUUGCCUCAAAAUAACCUAUACAUAUUAAAUGCUAUCUAGAAGCUUGAAAAUUAUGCCGAGUCUCCGACUAAAAAUGUUUUGACAACACCGUCAUGUCAGGCAAAUAUUUCCAAUCUCCUCAGCAAUUUAACCCUGUCAAGUAGAAAGCGUAGUUGUGUAUACCAGUAUGGUCUAGUGUUGAUCACAACUUGCGAGUAUAUAAAUAACAUCAACGAUUGCUCAAACUCAGUAUCGUAAAUUUGUAUAUAAAUUUUUUUAGUUGAGCACAUUUUAAUACAGUUUGAUUUGGUUAUGUAGACAUCGAACAUGUACAUGAUGAACGAACAUUGUCGUAUUUAUAAUUAAAAGGUUACUUGUAUAUAUAAAUUUUCCGCCAUAUUAAAAUACUGAAAUCUGCUAGGCGUUCUGAAGCACCUUGAGCGGUGACGUCACACCUAGGUCCCAGUCUCGUACUACAUCCACUUUUUUUCUCGCGCUUGCUUCAGAACGACUGGGACUAGCCGGGCGCGGUCAUUAUUUACGCAUGAGGGGGGUAGCAACGAAGAGAAAUGUUUAGAAGUAUUAAAAUAAAAACUAUUAUUAUCAUAAAUUAUAAUAUCAAUUAAAAAGUAAAUACCCACCCUGGCUAACUGGCUAACUUGAUAACUGCUUGUGCAAUUUUCUGCAGUCUAAAGUUUAAUCAUGUCGUACAUUCUUUCGAUACACCAUAUCUGAAAUCCUGGCUACAGUUAGACCCUGGGGGCGUUGUGUAUCAGCCAAAAAUGGCGGCCUGCUCGCAUAGCAGGAGAAAGGCUAAUUAGUCUCUUUGACCACACAGGACUCGCUCAAAGAAUUGAUCGAAAAAGUUCUGAAAAUCUUUAAACCAGGGAGGUUUAUCAUGACGUUGUUUGGAAAUUCUGUGAGUAUUUGAGACAAUAUUUCUAUAUUUCUAGAAACAUUUUUGGAAAAAUUUUGAUGUCACCCUGUCAAUCUUUGACAAAAUUAUUUUUAAUAGAUUGCUCCAUGUGGCAAUUCUUUGCGAACGUUCGAGAAAAGCUUCGCACCGUACAAGAGAAAAGAUCUUCAUUUCGCUUGCUUCAGGAAUUACAACUUGACGUACGGCUAUUACGAACAUCUGUGAGUUUUGACAAUCUCCACUAUUCGACAGUGGAUUUUAUAUUAAUAUAUAUAAUAUAUAUAUAAUCACAACUAUAUAAUAGUUAGUUAAUAUUGUAUGCAACUGGUUUGUAAUCGUAGCAAGCUUGUCAACAAAGUUGUAACCAUGUUGUUAUUUGAUCAAGUUGCUGCAAGGUUGUCACUCACAAGUUGUUGACAAAUUGUUGAAUCGCAGGACGAUAAAGGCCCUGUCACACUAUUGCGUAUCAUACUAGCGUAUUCCAGCGUAUGAAAAAUAUCACUCAUACGCCGGUAUACGCUGACAUACGCUAGGGGUAAGUUAGGCGUAGGUUGUAUACGUUUCAAGCACGGUCGCAUACGGUGACAUACGCUGGCAUACGGCGAGCCAGAAAAAAAUUUUUUAAGCAUGUUCAAAAAUUUUGUGCGUAUCGGACGUAUGCUUUAUACGAUAAGCAUACUCUAGGCACACGCUGAAUACGCUAGAGGUACGCCAGAUGUACGGUACUCAUACGCUGGCAUUUCAAAGGAUUUUUGUGCGUAUGAAAAUUAUUUCAUUAAUUUUCAUACGCUUCUCAUACGUUUCUCUCAUACGCAAUAGUGUGACAGGGCCUUAACAAGUUGUUGGAACAACUUGUAAUAAGUCUGUUGGGCUCGACAAUCUUGUAGCAUGACGUUGUCAACAAGCCGUUGACAACUUGUCAACAAGCAGUGCGAACCUAUCCUGUCGACAAGUUGUUGAAAUAGCAUAUUGGUAUGGCAAGACAUAAGAACAUAUAUUCCGAAGUUGAGGCUGUCGCCUCGAGUUUUAUAUCUGAUAAAGCACUCGUGUUCGAGUUGUAUAAAUAGUACAUCGAUAUUAAUAUAUUAUAUUUAUGGAUUAUGUUUCAUUACUGUAUGACUAUAAAGUUUUGCACCAAAAGGGUAGUUGACACAGAGAUGAAAGAUUAUCACCUUUUCAAUUCCACAAUUUUCAAAUUUUGACCUUGAUCCACCGAGGGGCGGAAAUUGAAGCCAGUCUUGUAUGCUCUAGGCCCCCACGCGGAAAUUCUCUGACUCGUUAAGAAAAAUCGGCAUCAUUUCAUGUAGAAAUUUCAUAAUUUUUCUGCCGACUGUUUUUUAAGUCCGGCUUUGUCAUGACCCUAAGAACCUAGAAGUGCUCUUUCAGAAUAACUACAUUUUAGAAACACUUCAUCAUGAAAGGCAAAGUUAUUUGACGAGUGACAAUUGAAAUAUUCUGUAUUGGGUAUUAGAGAGGUGCUCGUAUUAGAGAGAUGUUCUUAUAUUAGAGAGGUGUUCGUAUUAGAGAGAUGUCCAUAUUAGAGAUGUUCGUAUUGGAGAGAUGUUCUUAUAUUAGAGGUGUUCGUAUUAGAGAGAUGUUCUUAUAUUAGAGAGAUGUUCGUAUUUGAGACGCGUCCGCAAGAAGACAUUCGACUGUAAAACUAAAUAAACCUAUCGAUUUUGUUCAUUCCAUUUAAUUUCGGUUUAUCAAUUUGAAAUCAAACAAUUAGUCUAAUUCACGCGCUCAGAUUACAAUAUUUGAUUUUGAUAAAUUGUUGAUAAACAAGUCCAAUAAAGUCGGCAAAUAAGUAUCAAAAACUCGUUUUGUUUUAAUAUGCAUAUAUAUUGAAUUUCAAGAUGACUUAAUUAUUCGUUCGAACCUGUUUCUUUUAUAUAUAUUUUUUAAAAAUCAUUGCCAAGCCGUGGUUUUUAAACAAAGUAGUGGAAUAAUCGUUGCCUUGCAAUUCUAUAUAAAUUAUGUCAGCAUGAUAAUCAUUCUUCCCAAGAAUUGUAAUUAAAUUUAACAUUUGAUUCAGUAAAGUAUAUAAGCUAUCCAAAUCUAAUUAAGUCGGCAAAAUAAAAUAUUAUUUCCAUGUAAAUUAUGUUUACAGUCAUAAAGAUUUCAAAUGCUAUAUAUAAGCACGCUUUGCGCGAAGUAUACAUUGUCACUUUGUCUUUAGUUUUGCGUUUGAACAGAGAUUGAUAAAAUUGUCUUUACCUUUUAAAAAUGGAUAAGAUUUUGUUGUUCAGUUUGGCGGUAGUGUUCUUGACUGCUGGCACACAGUCAUUGAGCUGCGAAUGUGGCCCCACAUGUACUCCCGUGAAAGAUCUGAAGUGCAAAGGCGGGACAGUCACUGAUAUGUGUGGAUGUUGCGAUGUCUGCGCGAAGGUUGCUGGCGAUGUUUGCGGUGGGCCAUAUGACAUGAUGGGCAGAUGCGACCAAGGUCUUCGUUGUGAUAUUCGUGAUCCAAGCGAUGUCAAUUCACAUGGCGAAUGUGUCGAAGUUGACGAAGGAAUAAUUCCUCCGUUGGAAUAUUAG